Messenger RNA from Cryptomeria japonica (Japanese cedar), 1862 nucleotides. RefSeq names its product syntaxin-111. Gene Ontology annotation, cellular component: plasma membrane; SNARE complex; endomembrane system. The transcript is spliced from 3 exons. Gene Ontology annotation, molecular function: SNAP receptor activity; SNARE binding. Gene Ontology annotation, biological process: vesicle fusion; intracellular protein transport; exocytosis. Lineage: Eukaryota; Viridiplantae; Streptophyta; Pinopsida; Cupressales; Cupressaceae. The record is from RefSeq and is a predicted model, not a curated record. Bases 319 to 1245 code for a protein of 308 amino acids.
UUGACCGGCUCUAUCAUAAACCCCAGAUAGCCUACAAAAUUUACGACAGAUGUUUUGGUUCUCGAAGUCCCUAGUUCGAUUUGCCUGGUUUGCCAUUUGGGUCUAACGAUAGUAAAUAUUGCGAGGAAAGUUUUCUAAAGCAGUCAAAUUUUGGUGAGUGCGGAUCUGUUGGCUUUGUUCAUUGAUUUUUCAGGCUGCUUUUCUGAUCAGUAGGGAAGAAAUCGGGAUAAGGCAACCACGUGCAAUCUGCCUCAUUCAACACUCAAACUUUCUCCAUCUUCCUGUUUUUUCUUGUCAAUUCCUCAGCAGCUCAGCAAAAUGAAUGAUCUUCUUACAAGGUCGUUCACCAAUUACCUUGACCUUAAACGAGAGGCCUUGAAGGACCUCGAGGCUGGUCCAGACAUGGAGAUGGUUGACUUGGGAAGCGAACAGAACCUUGGUCAAUUUUUUGAUGAAGUUGGUGAUAUAAAAGCUGACAUGGAAACUAUUAAGGGAUUUCUUAGGAAACUUCAAAAGGCCAAUGAAGAGACAAAAUCUGUUCACAAAGCCCAAGCCAUGAAAUCUUUGAGGGACCGUAUGGAUGGUGAUAUUGUCACAGUCCUAAAACAAACUAAAGCAAUAAAGGGCAAGCUUGAAGGACUUGACAAAGCUAAUGUUGCCAAUAGGAAACUACCAGGAUUUGAAGAAGGAACACCUACAGAUAGAACCAGAACAUCUGUUACUAAUGGCCUGCGAAAAAAGCUGAAGGAUUUGAUGGGAGAGUUUCAGAGCCUAAGGGAACGAGUUGUUGGGGAGUAUCGAGAGACCAUUGAGAGAAGAUACUUCACCAUAACAGGUGAAAAGGCAAAUGAGGAGGUUAUAGAAAAAAUCAUCUCCACAGGGGAGAGUGAAACUUUCCUACAGAAGGCCAUUCAGGAGCAGGGUAGAGGCCAGAUUCUGGAUACCAUCCAUGAAAUACAAGAAAGACAUGAUGCUGCCAAGGAGAUUGAAAAAAGUUUGCUUGAGCUGCACCAGGUCUUUCUUGAUAUGGCUGUGCUUGUUGAGGCACAAGGAGAGCAUCUUAAUGACAUUGAGCACAAUGUCUUUCACGCUGCUCAGUAUGUUGGUAAUGGUACCAAGCAACUUAAAGGAGCACAAAAAUACCAGAGAAGUAGCAGGAAAUGUAUGUGCAUAGGUGUGAUUCUGCUACUGAUUUUGAUUCUGAUUAUAGUCAUUCCCAUUGCAACUAGCUUCCAUAAAUCAUAGAAAUAUGGCAUAUAUGUCAUUUGUUGAAGGGCUAAGGCAUAAUAUACAGAAAUCAAUGCAAGGCAGAUUGUGAUCAUGGUCGGAGAUAAUGAAAUAUGUGUUUUGGGCCUUCAAAACGUUCCAUUAUUUCUUUUUGGCAUAAGAGGCAUGCUCACUCAUUGACAGCUUUUAAGUUUGUAGUAACUGAUAUAGCAGCAUGGUGAUUUGGCCAUGAAUAAGCUGCUGAGAGUAUAGGACUUCUUGUCAUUUUUGGAAGUGAGCCAAGAGUAUAGAGUUUUACUUGAGCUCUUUGGUAUUGCAAUGCCUCUGACUAAAAUGGCUUGGUUUUUUUCAGUUUAUGUAAAGCUCAGCACGAAGACACUGAAAAGGGCAUACAAUUCUUUUUCUGGAUUUGUCUAUAUAUGUAUUAUGGGCAUACGAUUCUUUGGUAUUGCAAUGUAGCAACAUUAAAUUGGCUUGUUUUUUUCAGCUUAUGUAAAGCUCUCUAUAGCAUGAAGAAUAUCUAGAUGCUCGAAAAGACACUUCUGGUUGAUCAUUACAAAUUCCUUAAUGUCGUGCUUGUUCAUUGUGAAUUAUAUCACAUUUUAAUAUAUAUCCUUUUUAAGAAUUUAUGUAAA